Molecule: messenger RNA, 6605 nt
Organism: Candoia aspera
Lineage: Eukaryota; Metazoa; Chordata; Lepidosauria; Squamata; Candoiidae
Gene: DOCK8
Product: dedicator of cytokinesis 8
Exons: 48
Coding region: 124-6438 (2104 amino acids)
Biological process (GO): positive regulation of T cell migration; small GTPase-mediated signal transduction; positive regulation of establishment of T cell polarity
Cellular component (GO): cell leading edge
Molecular function (GO): guanyl-nucleotide exchange factor activity
Source: RefSeq, a predicted model, not a curated record
CGCUUUCGACAAGGAAGGUGAGAAAUGCGGAAGUUUCUACACCGAAUUGACGGCCCGGUUUCCUUUAAGUGAACAGUCGUAGUCGAUCUUGAAGCCGGGGAGGGCUUCUGUCACCCAGAGCUAAUGGCUACUCUGCCCACUUCCGAUCGGAGGGCAUUUGCUCUGAAAAUCAACAGGCAUUCCUCAGCAGAAAUAAGACGGCAGUUUGUGCAUCAACCAUCCCUUGGACCAUUCUCCCAGCGAAGUGUCAGUACACCUGGUUUUUCUUCCAUUAAUCUUCCUCAGUUUUAUGAUGCUGUGGAGCCAGUGGAUUUUGAAAGUUUCUUAAUGAUGCAGCUGAAUAACCUAGAUUCAGAACUCUUGCAAGAAUUGGGUGAUUUUUCUGAAGAUGAUUUGGAGGUGAUUUAUACUUCAAAGGAGUAUAGGACCUUGGAACCAUCAUUACCAGAAGAAGGAACGGAAUUGGAUCUUCAUGUCCGGGACUGUGUUCAGACCUAUAUUCGGGACUGGUUGAUUGUGAAUCGAAAAAAUCAAGGAAAUAAUGAGGCUUAUACCUUAAUGCAAACGGGAUCCAGAAGAGAUUUCCACAAAAGCCUUCGAAAGCAAACAUUUGAGUCUGAAAUGUUGGAUCAUCACGAUUCCAGUUAUCAGGCAGAUCCCAGGCACUUAAAAGUCCUCUGUGAUGAAUCCAGUAGAGCCACCUUGACAUCUGGAGAAGUUUGUCUGCGCAGCCUCCCACCUGAUCCCCGACUGACCAGCCUACUACAGACGGCCAGUGCAGAAGACAUCCAAAAGCAAAACGAAGAGGCACGGCAAGCCAACAGGCCUACCGAAUUGUUUGCUCUGUAUCCCAGUAUAGAUGAGGAGGAUUCUGUAGAAAUACGACCAAUACCUGAAUGCCCGAAGGAGUAUCUGGGCAAUAGGAUAGUAGUGAAAGUACAGACACUGAGAUUUGAAAUAGAAGUUGAGCCAUUAUUUGCAACCUUAGCUCUCUAUGAUGUAAAAGAAAGGAAAAAGAUCUCUGAAAGUUUUCAUUGUGAUUUGAAUUCUGAACAAUUCAAAGGGUUUUUGCGAUCUCAUACACCAUGUAUCGACUCCUCUACUCAGGCUAGGGCUGCUGUAUUUUCGGUAACAUAUCCUUCAUCAGAUAUCUAUCUUGUGCUGAAGAUUGAAAAAGUUCUUCAGCAAGGAGAAAUUGGAGAUUGUGCAGAACCCUACAUCAUUCUAAAAGAAAGUGAAAGUGGGAAGACUAAGGACAAGAUUGAGAAAUUAAAACAACAAGCAGAGAACUUUUGUCAACGUUUAGGAAAGUACCGCAUGCCUUUUGCUUGGAUACCUAUAAAUUUAGCAAGUUUCUUCAGUGUUCCAACACUUGAAAAAGAUAUAGCUGAGUUAGAAGUUUUAAAUGGAAAAGGGUCCAUUGGUGAUCGAAAAAUGAUGACAAUGCAAUCUAGAAAGUAUUCUGAAAGAGGCCUUAGCUCAGAUGACAUUCCUGGCCCAGUGAACUUCAGAACCACCACUCUGACUGUCAACACAUUUUUUAAACAGGAAGGAGAUCGGUUUAGUGAUGAAGACUUAUUCAAGUUUUUAGCUGAUUACAAGAGGUCUUCUUUGCAGAGAAGAAUAAAGUCUAUACCAGGUUUGCUUAAAUUGGAGGUCUCCCCUGCUUCAGAAGGCCUCAGUUGUUGUCUCAGCCCAGAGCUGUUGCAGGUAAAGCCAUUCACGGAGAAUCGCAGUCGUAUUCAUAAAGAGGUUUUGGAGUUUCCAGUACGAGAAGUUUAUGUCCCCCAUACUGUAUAUAGAAAUCUUCUUUAUGUGUAUCCACAACGGCUGAAUUUUGUAAACCGCUUGGCUUCAGGACGAAACAUUACCAUUAAGAUUCAAUAUAUGUGUGGAGAAAAUCCUGCCUGUGCAAUGCCGGUCAUCUUUGGAAAAUCUACAGGUCCAGAGUUUGUACAAGAGGUUUACACUCCCGUGACAUAUCAUAACAAGUGUCCCGAUUUUUAUGAAGAAGUGAAAAUUAAACUCCCAGCUAAACUGACGGAAAAACACCAUCUGCUGUUCACAUUUUACCACAUCAGCUGUCACUCAAAACAAGGAGCUUGUGUAGAAACACUCUUGGGUUAUUCAUGGCUGCCAAUUCUGUUAAAUGAUCGGCUCCAAACAGGACAUUAUUGCCUGCCUGUUGCUUUGGAUAAACUGCCUGCCAACUAUUCAAUGCACUCAGCAGAGAAAGUUCCUCCACAGUCUCCUCCUAUUAAAUGGGUGGAAGGACACAAGGGGGUGUUUAAUGUGGAAGUGCAAGGUAUAUCAUCAGUUCAUACCCAGGACAAUCACCUGGAGAAAUUCUUCACCCUGUGCCAUGCUCUUGAAAGCCAGGUUACCUUCCCUAUUCGAGUGCUGAAUGAGAAAAUCACAGAAGCCAGUCUAGAACAUGAGCUGAAACUCAGCAUUAUUUGCUUGAAUUCUUCCCGCCUUGAGCCUCUAGUACAAUUUUUACACUUGGUAUUGGAUAAACUGUUCCAGUUGUCAGUCCAGCAUAUGGUUAUAGCUGGCCAGACAGCAACCUUCUCCCAGUUUGCCUUUGAGUCGGUGGUGGCAGUAGUGAAUAGCCUCCACAACAGCAAAGAUCUGAGCCAGGACCAGCAUGGGCGAAACUGUCUCCUAGCAUCAUACGUGUACUAUGUGUUCCGUCAUCCUGAAGUUCAGAGAGAUUUUAUCAAACUAGGUACAAGUGGAAGCGCAAAUCUUCCUGAAUCUCGUUAUUACACAUAUGGUCGUACAGCUGCUGUCUCAGUGGGAUCUCGACUCUUGCAGAGUCGGGCAACAAGCUGUAGUAAUCCAGAUAUUGCUGGGACACAGAAUGCUCCAGACGAAGAAGUGAAAAGCAUCAUGUCCUCAAAGGUUGCAGAUCGAAGCUACAGCCGGCUGUCUUUCUAUAGUGAAUCCAACAGUGAUAUGUCAAGUCCCUGCACAAGCACUCGCCUAUCCAAACAAAAGCAUUUUCAUGAAGAAUUCGCACUUCAGAUGGUGGUCAGCACGGGCAUAGUAAGAGAAUCAGUCUUCAAGUAUUCUUGGUUCUUCUUUGAAUUGCUGGUAAAAAGCAUGGCUCAGUAUGUUGACAAUGUACAGAAGCAGGAUGUUCCCCGCAGAGCUCGAUUUUCCAACCGCUUCAAGGAUGACAUCACCACGAUUGUCAGUGUUGUUACCUCAGAGGUUGCUGUACUUUCAGUCAAGACCCAGAAGGAAAGUGAACAGGCAGAAAAGAUCAACAUUAGCUUGGCAUUUUUCCUAUACGAUCUUCUUUCUUUAAUGGAUCGUGGAUUUGUGUUCAACCUUAUCAAACACUACUACAAUCAGUUGUCAAAUAAACUGAGUAAUAUUCCAGUGUUGUUGUCCAUGAGGCUGGAGUUCCUACAAAUUCUCUGCAGUCAUGAACAUUACCUCAAUUUGAAUCUCUUCUUUUUGACUUCAGGAUGUGCUCCAACAUCUCCUUCUCCUUCUGUAUCAUCCCAGAAUUCAAGUUCCUGCUCAAGUUUUCAGGACCAAAAACUUGCCAGCAUGUUUGAGCUUACAGCAGAUUAUCGGCAGCAGCACUUCCUCACUGGGCUACUUUUCACAGAGUUGGCAGCUGCCUUGGAGGCAGAAGGGGAAGGAAUAAGCAAGGUACAGAGGAAAGCUGUCAGCGCUGUCCACAGCCUGAUGAGUUCACAUGACUUGGAUAAAUCCUGCUUGAAGCCAGAAAUGAAAAUGAAAAUUGCUGCACUUUAUCUGCCUCUGGUUGGGAUAAUUUUGGAUGCACUUCCACAAUUAUAUGAUUUUACAGUUUCAGAUGGUCACAAUGGGAAAGGCCGUGCUGCGUGGCCAGAUGAAGAACAAGAAGCAGCAAAUCAGAUUAAUCACAGUAUUGCUCUGGCUAUUGCUGGGAAUCAGUUUAACUUACGAUCCUCUGGCUCCUCUAUGUUUACAAUGUCCUGCAAAUCAUGCAACAUAUUAAGCCCUGAAACAACCCGUCAUCUUUUGAUCUGCUUCCUGUGGAUCAUGAAGAAUGCUGAUCAGAACCUUAUUCAGAAAUGGAUUGCAGAUCUUCCCUCUCUGCAGCUGAACCGGAUUUUAGACCUUCUUUUCAUCUGCGUCUCAGGCUUUGAAUAUAAGGGCAAGCAAAGCUCAGACAAAGUCAGCACUCAAGCCCUCAAGAAAUCAAGAGACGCAAAAGCUCGUCUGGAAGAAGCAUUGCUGAGGGGAGAGGGGGCCCGGGGCGAAAUGGUGAAGCGGAGCAAGCUCCUUGCUGGGAAUGAUAGGUUCCCAGGGUCGAAUGAAAACUUACGAUGGAGAAAAGAGCAGACACAGUGGCGGCAAGCAAAUGAAAUGCAAGAUAAAACAAAAGCUGAGAUUGAUCAAGAAUCUCUGAUUAGUGGAAACCUGGCUACAGAAGCUAAUCUGAUUAUCCUAGAUAUGCAAGAGAAUAUCAUCCAGGCAACAUUAGCUAUGGAUUGCAAGGAUAACAUCUUUGGAGGUGUGAUGAAGGUCCUCAUAAAUUCUCUGAGCUGUGAUCAGAGCACAACCUACUUGAUCCAUUGCUUUGCAACCCUCCGAGCGUUAAUUGUCAAGUUUGGAGAGCUGCUCUUUGAAGAAGAAGUGGAGCAAUGUGCUGAUCUCUGCCAGAAAGUCCUGCAUCACUGCAGUAGCAGUAUGGAUACUACUCGUAUUCAAGCUUGUGCCACGCUUUACUUCUUGAUGAGAUACAGCUUCAGCUCCAGUAGUAACUUUGCAAGAGUGAAAAUGCAAGUGACAAUGUCCCUGGCAUCUCUGGUUGGUAAGACUUCAGAAUUUAAUGAAGAAUAUCUCAGAAGGUCAUUACGGACCAUUUUGGCCUACGCCGAGGAAGAUUUGGACAUGCAGCCAACUUUGUUCCCAGUACAGGUGGAAGAAUUAUUGCGUAAUCUGAAUUGCAUAUUAUCAGACACAGUGAAAAUGCGACAGUUUCAAGAAGACCCAGAGAUGCUUAUGGAUCUUAUGUACAGAAUUGCCAAAGGAUAUCAGACUUCGCCUGACUUAAGACUUACCUGGCUUCAGAACAUGGCUGAGAAACACACCAAGAAGAAAAGCUAUACAGAGGCUGCCAUGUGUCUCAUUCAUGCUGCUGCUCUUGUUGCAGAAUAUUUGAGCAUGUUAGAGGACCACAGUUAUCUACCAGUUGGGAGUGUCACUUUUCAGAACAUUUCCUCCAAUGUCCUGGAAGAGUCUGCUGUUUCAGAUGAUAUUCUGUCUCCAGAUGAAGAUGGAGUUUGCUCAGGAAGAUAUUUCUCAGAGAAUGGGUUGGUGGGACUGCUGGAAAAUGCUGCUGAGCUUUUUAGCACUGGAGGACUAUAUGAAACUGUAAAUGAGGUCUACAAGAUUGUCAUCCCCAUUUUAGAAGCACAUCGAGAUUUUAGGAAGCUUUCUUCUGUUCACAGUAAACUCCAAAAGGCAUUUGAGAGCGUAAUAAAUAAGGGUCAAAAGAGAAUGUUUGGGACUUACUUCCGUGUUGGUUUCUAUGGAGCCAUAUUUGGAGAUCUAGAUGAACAGGAAUUUGUUUAUAAAGAGCCUGCCAUAACCAAACUUCCUGAGAUAUCUCACCGUUUGGAGGGAUUUUAUGGUCAGUGCUUUGGGGAAGAUCGCAUUGUUGUGAUCAAAGAUUCUAUUCCUGUGGAAAAGAACAAGUUAGAUCCCAGAAAGGCCUAUAUACAAAUUACUUUUGUGGAACCAUACUUUGAUGACUAUGAGAUGAAAGACAGAGUAACUCACUUUGAGAAAAACUUUGAUCUUCGACGAUUUAUGUACACCACUCCUUUUACUCAGGAUGGGCGUCCACGAGGAGAGCUGAGUGAGCAGUAUAAGAGGAAGACCAUUUUGACCACAAUGCAUGCCUUUCCCUACGUCAAAACUAGAAUCAAUGUCAUUCAAAAGGAGGAGUAUGUGUUGAUGCCAAUUGAAGUAGCUAUUGAAGACAUGCAAAAGAAAACUGUUGAGCUAGCAGUUGCUACAAGCCUGGUGCCUCCAGAUGCCAAAAUGCUUCAGAUGGUCCUUCAGGGUUCUGUGGGAGCCACUGUUAACCAGGGACCACUAGAGGUUGCUCAAGUGUUUCUGGCUGAGAUUCCAGAUGAUCCAAAACUUUACCGACAUCACAACAAGCUGAGAUUAUGCUUCAAAGAGUUCAUAAUGAGGUGUGGAGAAGCAGUGGAAAAAAACCGGCAUCUGAUUACUGCUGAGCAAAAAGAAUAUCAUAAGGAACUGAAAAAGAAUUAUGAGAAAUUGGAGAACAACCUCAGACCAAUGAUUAGGAGGAAAAUCCCAGAGCUAUAUAAACCUAUUGUGAAAUUUAACAGUAUUUCAAGGGACUCUUUCCAUAAUUCUAGCAUUAGGAAGUAUGAACAGCUGCCCACGCAGAACUCUUAAGAAGAAUAGUCUUACGAAAACAAGCGAUCCUUCUGCAACAGAUUCAAAUGAAGGAAGAUACCCACUGAGAUACCAUGUAGGAAGCUCUUCUCACAAUUCCUGAUGACCACAUUUUGUCAAUAUCAUUAGCAGCAAAGUUGCUACGUAGGAGUGGAAAUGGCCAUUAG